UGAUACAAGACACCUCCAGCGCUUUCAUUGCCUUAGUCAGAAUCACUGCCGACAUUGAACUUGCGCUAGGCUGCAACUCUUCUGUCAGCAAUCCCGACUCACGGGAACUUGGCCCAAACAUCCUCACAAGGCGCAUCGUCUCUCUCUUCAAAUCCCGACGAUUCAAAGCCCAUCACUCAUUUACAGUACUUAUCCUUGCAUCUCCCAUCAUGGCCAGCGGCGCACAGUCAUUCUAUGAGCUCUACCGCCGGAGCAGUAUCGGCCUUGCCCUGACCGACACGCUCGACGAUCUGAUCAGCGAGGAGCGCAUCCACCCGCAGCUGGCAAUGAAGAUCCUAGGCAACUUUGACCAAGCCAUCACCGAGGCGCUCCAGAAGAACGUCAAGAGCCGGCUCCAAUUCAAGGGAAGCUUGGAUACAUACCGAUUCUGCGACGAAGUUUGGACUUUCCUCAUCAAGAACGUGACGUUCAAGAUGGACAACGGCAGCGUGUCUGUUCAGGCGGACAAGGUCAAGAUUGUCAGCUGCAACGCGAGGAGACCCGGCGAAGGACAGUAAACCACGACAAAGGAAUUACGUGCUUAUAUACAUGCCGAUGGACGGGAAUGGGUCAAGGACAGAUACAGCAGGGAGACAUACCAUCAAUAUCGGCAAUGGGACUGGCAGUUUACGGCGUUUUGGGGGGUUUACGGAUACACGGACAAGGCAUUGAUUCCUCUUUUCAGCAAAUAUUGGGAAACUGGGUCUUGAUUGGGCCAUGGAUGAAAUAGACAAGAUGAAUAAUACAUAUUUACUGAGGAUAUUCUUGUGUUGAGGGCC
Molecule: messenger RNA, 818 nt
Organism: Trichoderma harzianum CBS 226.95
Lineage: Eukaryota; Fungi; Ascomycota; Sordariomycetes; Hypocreales; Hypocreaceae
Exons: 3
Coding region: 210-557 (115 amino acids)
Biological process (GO): RNA polymerase II preinitiation complex assembly; transcription initiation at RNA polymerase II promoter
Cellular component (GO): transcription factor TFIIA complex
Molecular function (GO): RNA polymerase II general transcription initiation factor activity; TBP-class protein binding
Source: RefSeq, a predicted model, not a curated record